Molecule: messenger RNA, 4029 nt
Organism: Brienomyrus brachyistius
Lineage: Eukaryota; Metazoa; Chordata; Actinopteri; Osteoglossiformes; Mormyridae
Product: collagen alpha-1(I) chain-like
Exons: 26
Coding region: 11-3685 (1224 amino acids)
Cellular component (GO): collagen trimer
Molecular function (GO): extracellular matrix structural constituent
Source: RefSeq, a predicted model, not a curated record
UUAUUACUGCAUGCCAGGAUCCAAGGGGAACCCUGGCCUCGAUGGAGAGCCUGGCGUGCCAGGUACAACUGGAAUCAAAGGAUGCAAAGGAUUUCCUGGAGAGUGUGCCUGCGGUGGCCCUUUAGAGAUUAAGGGUCUGUGUGGCAUUGUGGGACCACAGGGCCGGAAUGGUGACCCUGGCUGUCCUGGAGCCCCUGGAAAACAGGGCAGCAAAGGGGCCCUUGGAGAAAUUGGAUAUCCUGGUCAAAAUGGCUAUAAAGGGCUCAAAGGCGAUAGAGGACUGAAGGGUCAGAAAGGAGAGCCUUUCAUAAUGGACAUAAAAGGUGUGAAGGGUGAGCAGGGUAUUUUAGGACUCCCCGGCUACCAAGGAUGCUUUGGGAAACAGGGGCUCAGUGGAACGAAAGGUUCAAUGGGAGACCCCGGCAAAGAGGGAGAUUGUUACCCAGGGUUUCCUGGUGACAGGGGAUGCAAAGGAUUUAUAGGGAACAAAGGAAUGCCUGGAGAACCGGGUCCUGCAGGUGCUGUAGUCAUGGGUGCGACUGGUGAACGUGGACCUCCAGGUGACCCUGGCCCAUUAGGAGCACCAGGACCCCCUGGAGCUAAAGGUGUCCGAGGCGACACACUGCUAUGCCUUCCUGCUAACCCAGGCCCCCCUGGACCCAAGGGGAAGUGUGGCAUUUCAGGAAGUACAGGAUCACCUGGUAUUCGAGGAAUUGAUGGACCUUGUGGACUAGAUGGACCAAAAGGAGAACGUGGAGAUCCUGGACAGUGUGGUUUGACUGGGCCAAAAGGAGUGCCAGGCUGUGAUGGGGAUUGUGGUAAAAAGGGCCAGGAUGGUACAAGUGAACCUGGAAAGCACGGAUCCCCAGGCCCCCCAGGCAUUCCAGGGCUCCCAGGGCAACGAGGGGAGUCUUUGACUGGUCAUAAAGGGUUACGUGGGCUCAAUGGAAGUAUAGGAGUAUUUGGACCUAAAGGAUUUCCAGGCCCAAGAGGUCCACCUGGAUUACAAGGUUUCCCUGGGAUGCCAGGCAUGAGUGGCUGUAAGGGACAAAAGGGGCAGCCUGGAGCUCAAGGCCAACGUGGUACUUCAGGAGAGGUGCCGACGCAGUGUGACUGUGGACCUCAUGGCCCAGGAGGGCCUCCAGGGUUUCGGGGUGACACUGGCCCUCAAGGCUGUGAUGGGGAAAAAGGUGACAAAGGGGAGAUUGGUGUUCCUGGUUAUGGGUGCAAAGGCCUACAGGGGAACUGUGGCCCCCCUGGAGCCCCAGGAUGUCCCGGAUCUCAGGGGCCCCCAGGAGCAUCAGGGGAGCCAGGAGUCUCAGGAAAAGUGGGGAAGAAAGGCAUCUGUGGCGUGCCUGGUCAAGAUGGAUUAGCUGGUUGCCCCGGAAAAACUGGCUAUCUUGGGCCUCAAGGGAAUAAAGGGGAGAUGGGCUUCAAUGGUCAUCCUGGUCCCUGUGGGGAUAUUGGAUACAAAGGAGUGAAAGGUUUCCAGGGUGUACAGGGACAACAGGGAGGCAGCAAUGUGAAUAACAUUCCAGGUAGUAAAGGGUGCCCUGGACCGUGUGGUUUGGAUGGGAUCCCUGGGCCCAGAGGAGUCAAAGGCCAGCUUGGGAAGUGUGGCCCACCUGGCUUGAAUGGAAGUCCUGGACCACCUGGCCAGUGUGGUCCUCAAGGACCACCAGGAAAGUGUGGUGUACGUGGCUUAUGUGGCCUACCUGGUUCUCGUGGAUGCAGGGGUAAUCCUGGAUUCCGUGGUGAAUGUGGAGACCCAGGAGACUGUGGGCCAAGUGGAAUACCUGGGAAUCCAGGUUGUACUGGUGCCAAGGGCUUGAAAGGUGAAAAGGGAGAAUCUAUUUAUGAUAAAGGAAUAGCAGGAGAGAGAGGAAACCCUGGAGACAAUGGUGCAUGUGGUCCGAGAGGAGACCCUGGUGACUCCGGACUGUCAGGUGCCUCUGGCUAUACAGGACAAAGAGGAUUGCCUGGAGAACCUGGGCCUGAAGGACCACAAGGAAACCCAGGUCACAUGGGCCUUCAAGGUCCAUGUGGAAAAGAAGGACAGGAAGGUCUUGCAGGAUUCCCUGGACAGAUUGGACUAUUUGGAAAUCCAGGACCUAAAGGACUUGCAGGGCCCCCAGGACCCUUAGGUUUACAUGGGCUUGAUGGACUAAAGGGUGAGAAGGGAGAGAAGGGAACCAAAGGUUCUGGACAGACAGGACCCUCAGGACACAGGGGUGUUCGAGGCAAUAAAGGCCCCAGGGGAGCAACAGGCCCUAUUGGGCACUCCAAACAAGGGAUAAAAGGCUCCACAGGGCAAAUGGGAUGCUCAGGAUCUCCAGGAGAAGAUGGCCCUAUUGGUCUUCCAGGUGCAGACUGCAACAAUUCCUUACAAGGUUCUUUUGGAGAUCUCGGCUUACCUGGACUAGAUGGGUUAAGGGGGCCGCGUGGAGAUAUAGGGUUCCCUGGUCCAUCUGUGCCAGUUAUGGGGGAUCAGGGGGAUAGAGGCCCAGCAGGACACUGUGGCAUCAAAGGCUCGCUUGGCCAUCCUGGACCCUGGGGUCCCAAAGGGGGUAGUGGUUUGCUAGGGCAAAAAGGUAAAAAGGGUAGUCAAGGAUUAACAGGCCCACCAGGACCCAUGGGACCUCCUGGAUCACAUGGCCCCCUUGGACUCAAGGGUGAGAAAGGAGUGUCUGGUGAUCCUGGUCCUCAAGUAGUAUGUGACAGCAGACCUGCUAAAAUGCAUCAUAUCAUCCCUGGACAGCCAGGGCCCGCUGGCCUACCUGGGCACCCUGGUUCUCCUGGUGAUUCUGGGGUGGUAGGAUACGAAGGACCAAAGGGUUUAAAGGGUCAUAGAGGUUUACAUGGCCACCCAGGACAGCAAGGACCUUCUGGACCAGUUGGACCUCCAGGAGAUCAUGGAAAAAGUGGAGAAAAGGGAGUGCCAGGAGUUCAAGGUGCCACUGGUCAGGAGGGUGAUCCUGGAUAUCCAGGCCCAUCUAAAAGGGUUAGCUCUGGGUUCCUGUUGGUGCUGCAUAGCCAAUCAGAGGUCAUCCCAGAAUGCCCAUUCGAUAUGAAAAUAUUAUGGAGUGGUUACAGCCUAUCCUAUCUGCAACUCCAAGGGAAAAUACACACAAUGGACCUGGGUCAGACUGGGUCGUGUUUGAGAGUCUUUAGCACCAUGCCAUUCUCCGUCUGCAAUAUGGGCACUUGUAGCUAUGCUGAGGGCAACGACAAGUCCUACUGGCUAGCCAGCACAGCACCGAUGCCCAUGGCACCCACAUCUGGGGCACAGAUCCAGCAGCACAUCAGCCGCUGUGUCGUAUGUGAGACACGAUCACCCAUGUUUGCUAUGCACAGCCAGGAUACAUCUAGCCCACUUUGUCCCUCUGGCUGGCUGACACUGUGGAGAGGAUACUCCUUCCUCAUGCACACAAGUGGAGGCGACAUUGGUGCUGGGCAGGCUCUGAUGUCGCCAGGAAGCUGUUUGAAGGAUUUCCGUACCCAGCCAGUUAUUGAGUGCCAAGGGGAACGCGGCAACUGCAGCUACUUCACCAUGGGCUUUAGCUUCUGGUUGACCCGUGUGGAUGAACUGGGACAAUCAGGACUCGACAAGUCACUGGAAAUACUCAAGGAUGAGAUGCAGCAGCGCCAGCAUGCUGGCCAGUGUAGCGUCUGCAUGAAACAGUGACACUUCCAUCACCUGAGCCCUACACGCCGCACUGAAAUGCACUGGAAAUGCACAAACAGUUUAUUAGAUCAUCUGGGAAAAUACAUUUAAGAAACUCUGAGAUAUUUCAGAUAACUCAGAGUACACAGUACACAAAAUAUUCCACAGAAGAAAUUCAAAACAGAUCCUAGUAAAAUAAUAUUUUUAAUUGGCUUAAAAUUGCUAAAUGAAGGUACCCAAAACUUACAUUUAUGUUCAUUUAUAUAACAGAUGGAGGAGCAAUCCCUCACAUUAGCAAGGUAAUCACUUGGUUAGUUAACGGACAUGAAAAACUAAAAACGUACUUUAAUCCAUAAAUUUUAUCA